UUCUGUAAAGGAGCGCGGGUCCUGAGGAGAAACAGGAGAAACAGGAGAAGUGGGCGCCUCACUGAGAGUACCCUCUCCCCACUUAACACCCUUCACACUGCAGGUAUAAAACGGCGCUUUUGAUCGCUUUCUCCUCUCUGCUUGACAUCUGUCAAGUGAACUGGAGUCUCACCCCCGUGUGGCUCCGCCGACCCUGUAGGAACUAUAACGAAGAGCUAUCGUUUAGCUGCCAUGUCGGGUGUUGUGCGAGGCCCUGCCGGGAACAACGACUGCCGGAUUUAUGUGGGAAACCUCCCUCCUGAUAUCCGCACAAAGGAUGUGGAAGACGUGUUCUACAAGUACGGGACGAUCCGAGACAUCGACCUGAAGAACCGGAGAGGGGGGCCGCCCUUCGCCUUCAUUGAAUUCGAGGACCCCAGGGACGCUGAUGAUGCGGUGUAUGGGCGGGAUGGGUACGACUAUGACGGCUACAGGCUGCGGGUGGAGUUCCCUCGGAGCGGCAGGGGCUCGAGAGGCGGGUUCGGUGGGAUCGGUGGAGCUCCCAGAGGAAGAUACGGACCUCCAUCCAGACGCUCCGAGUACAGGGUCAUUGUGUCGGGACUCCCUCAGAGUGGCAGCUGGCAGGACCUGAAGGACCACAUGCGUGAAGCGGGCGACGUGUGCUACGCCGACGUUUUCAGAGAUGGAACCGGGGUGGUAGAAUUUGUGCGCAAAGAAGACAUGACCUAUGCCGUUCGAAAGUUGGACAACACCAAAUUCCGCUCACACGAGGGAGAGACUGCUUACAUUCGUGUGAAAUUAGACGGUCCCCGCAGCCCAAGUUACGGAAGAUCACGCUCCCGCAGCCGUGGCAGUCGGAGCAGGAGCCGGAGUCGCAGCGCCAGCCGCAGCCGCAGCAAUUCCCGCUGCCGAGGCAGAGGAUCGCCCCGCUACUCGCCUCGUCACAGCCGCUCUCGCUCCCGUUCUUAAACCUUUCUACCACCAAUGUUUUGCUCUUUUGAUGUAUACCCUUCUGUUUUUACCUCCUUUUAUGAGUUUCUCCAGAUUUCGGCACUUGAUUUUGAAUUUUUUGUCAUUUCAUGUCCCGAUGUCCUUGUGGAUGAUCUUGGUAUGUAGAUGUACCCCCUCCUCUUCCUCUCUCACCCUCUCCCCCUCCCCCUCCAGCUGCGUUGUCCGUUUUGUUUCCUCCUCCUCUCUCUGUCCUCUCAAUUUUUUGCACAUUGGGAACUGUUCUGAGUGGAACUUCAAAAAUGUUGAGUUGUUAUAAGCUGCACUCAAUGUUUUUGCAAGUAUUGGAAAUUGAGUUUUGAUUUUGUUUUUGUUUUUUAAAACACAUAGCUUCUCUCAUUGGAUAUGUGGGGUGGGCUGUUUGGACAGGGAGCCCGAUGCUUAACUGUAUUUUACCCUUGUGUCUUCCUUUAGACAUCAGAAGAGAAGGAUUAAAGUGAUUUGGAAUAAAACCAUUGUGGAGCACAUUUCAUUUGUAUGGUCAGGAUAGGACAUCUAAUUGAGGAGCAAUCAGGUCGAGGCAAUGGUACGCUUCAUAUUCCAUAAAUUGAACGUUUUGAUAGGAUGCCAUAUCAUGCAUGUCAUAUUUAAUGAAGCCAUAUGUGCUGUACUUUGUUAUAUAUAUAUAUACAAUUUUUAACUUGCUACUCUGGCUUGUGACAGAAUAAGCAAUCCUAGAUCCAAUGUUGUGAUGUAAGUGUAAAAUCUUUGCUGUCAAAUGUAAAAAAUCUGAAUCACUUCUUUGUUGCAAAAUCUUCCAACUUUAAAAUGUCCUCAUUGGUAAAAAUGUUUUAACUUCAGGGAGCAACCGUUUUUGUGCUCAGUGGCAUUUUUUUUUCUUUUCUUUUAUUGAUCUGACAUGAGUGCACAAAAAUGGAAAAAUUAGGCCCAAAAAUUUUGACAUUUUAUUCUAACAGUCUGCCUCUGAUUUUCUUCCUGGUAUUUCAAGGUUUUGAUUGGAGGAGUGGCUCAGUGGAUCCCAAUCCUUGGAGCUGGAUGAGUGGAUCGAUUAGGACAGGGAUAGGCAAGGAUGGAUUCUCGGAACGGGAUCAGUUUUCCAGGAUUCAAAUGAGGUUGAUUUCAGAACUAAUUAACAGGAGUCCCUGAGCAACUUUUUUUUUUUCCCCCAUUAGGCCCCUCAAUGCCUAUUUAAAGUUUUUCAUUGGUAAUUGCUUUAUUUUACAAGAAAAACGAAACUGAGGACCAGGAAGUUGGAUCAAAGGAUGGAGUCGUAGAUGCCUGGUAUGAAGGAAAUAAAAUUGGGGAGGUUGGGAGGGGGUUUCAUGUGGGAGUGGUUUGUAUGUUUGAUUUUGCUUAAUCCUGCUUUUUUUUCUCUUAGCAUUUUCAAUAAAACACUUUC
This is a messenger RNA of Anoplopoma fimbria (sablefish), 2368 nucleotides long. RefSeq names its product serine and arginine rich splicing factor 1a (gene srsf1a). NCBI's taxonomy places the organism in Eukaryota, Metazoa, Chordata, Actinopteri, Perciformes, Anoplopomatidae. The record is from RefSeq and is a predicted model, not a curated record. Gene Ontology annotation, molecular function: mRNA binding. The transcript is spliced from 4 exons. Gene Ontology annotation, cellular component: cytoplasm; ribonucleoprotein complex; nucleus. The coding region runs from base 232 to 969 and encodes 245 amino acids.